This is a messenger RNA of Aspergillus nomiae NRRL 13137, 1539 nucleotides long. Its product is annotated as cytochrome P450. The record is from RefSeq and is a predicted model, not a curated record. The coding region runs from base 1 to 1485 and encodes 494 amino acids. Lineage: Eukaryota; Fungi; Ascomycota; Eurotiomycetes; Eurotiales; Aspergillaceae. Gene Ontology annotation, molecular function: monooxygenase activity; heme binding; oxidoreductase activity, acting on paired donors, with incorporation or reduction of molecular oxygen. The transcript is spliced from 5 exons.
AUGUCGUUACAAACGAUCGCGCUCGCCGCUGUCGCGGUGGCGUACUUCAUUAUCCGCUACUUGAACCGCACGGAUAUUCCGAAGAUUAAAGGCCUCCCAGAGAUCCCCGGAGUUCCUCUCUUCGGGAAUCUUUUACAACUAGGGGACCAGCACGCGACGGUUGCGGGGAAAUGGGCAAAGAAGUUUGGCCCAGUUUUCCAAGUGCGCAUGGGCAACAAGCGCGUGGUUUUCGCCAACAGUUUCGACUCCGUGCGCCAGCUCUGGAUCAAGGACCAAUCCGCGCUCAUCUCCCGUCCAACAUUCCACACCUUCCAUAGCGUCGUUUCCAGCUCGCAGGGAUUUACAAUUGGUACAUCUCCUUGGGAUGAAUCCUGCAAGAGACGGCGCAAGGCGGCUGCAACGGCGCUUAAUCGUCCCGCAGUGCAGUCGUAUAUGCCGAUCAUUGAUCUGGAAGCCACCGCUAGUAUCAAGGAACUGUUCAAGGAUAGCCAGAACGGAACAGUGGAUGUGAAUCCCACUGCUUAUUUCCAGCGAUUCGCGCUUAAUACCAGUCUUACGCUGAACUACGGAUUCCGGAUCUCGGGUAAUGUCGAUGAUGAGCUGCUCAAGGAAAUAGUCGAUGUCGAGCGUGGUGUGUCAAACUUCCGCAGUACGAGCAAUAACUGGCAGGAUUACAUUCCCUUGCUGCGGAUUAUCCCUAAAAUGAAUCGCGAGGCUGAGGAAUUCCGUGUUCGUCGGGACAAGUACUUAACGUAUUUGCUGGGUAUUCUCAAGGACAGAAUUGCCAAGGGAACAGACAAGCCGUGCAUUACUGGAAAUAUCCUGAAGGACCCGGAAGCAAAGCUUAACGAGGCUGAGGUGAAGUCUAUUUGCUUGACCAUGGAGGGUCAGCGUAUUCAGCAGAAGGCCUAUGACGAGAUCAUGAAGGUCUACCCAGGUGGCGAUGCGUGGGAAAAGUGUUUGGUUGAGGAGAAGGUUCCAUACGUGUCGGCGUUGGUCAAGGAAACUCUGCGAUUCUGGACUGUCAUUCCGAUUUGUCUGCCACGGGUAAACAUCAAGGAAAUUGAGUUCAACGGAGCCAAGAUUCCGGCUGGAACUACAUUCUUCAUGAACGCCUGGGCUGCCGACUAUGACGAGGACCAUUUCAAGAUGCCCGAGAAGUUCAUCCCUGAGCGAUAUCUCGAAGUCUCUGAAGGUUCCGGUACUCCUCACUACGGGUAUGGAGCUGGCUCACGGAUGUGUGCGGGAUCCCAUCUUGCCAAUCGCGAACUAUACACGGCGUACAUCCGACUGAUCACUGCCUUCACGAUGCAUCCCGCGCAGAACCCGGGAGAUCGCCCUAUCCUGGAUGCGAUCGAUUGCAAUGCGAUCCCUACAGCUUUGACCACGGAGCCGAAACCAUUCAAGGUCGGUUUCAUGCCGCGGGAUGCACCGAAGCUUCAACAAUGGAUUGUGGAGAGCGAUGAGCGGACGAAGGACCUGUAGUCUUCUAUUUUCCAUGUUUUUCACAGUCUAGCUUUAGAAUUGCGUCGGUUAUGA